Microbotryum saponariae is the source of this 1794-nucleotide messenger RNA. The record is from the annotation of a GenBank genome assembly. NCBI's taxonomy places the organism in Eukaryota, Fungi, Basidiomycota, Microbotryomycetes, Microbotryales, Microbotryaceae.
AUGGCUCGCACACUUUCGGAUCGUAGCAAGGAAUCUCGUAAGCUCAAACGAUCGGACGCGAUGCCUCUAAAAGCUACGCGUCCUGACUUCACCCCACCCCCCCGGCAGGACCAAAAACGAAGCCCAUCGCUUCGUCCAUGACCUCGACCUCGGAGCCGGUCUCCACUUUUGGUUUCGCUCCUGCACCACCCACGCCCGUUUUCCAGACACCCGUUCCACUCUCACACGUCAUCGAGAAGAACGUUUCUCAAGCGACGAGUGCCCAUUCCGUCCAGCCGCCACCACCCCCGGCGCAACCUGAGCCUCAGCCAACCGUGGGCUCUGAUCAACUCGUCGUUGCUGAACCACAAGAGGAGAUGUUGUUCGACCCACCUUCUCCUUUCAUGAGACCGCACGAAAUCGAGGACCGAGCCGAGGAAGCGGAGGUUGAAGGCUUGGUGCUUGCUCGGGUUGAUGUCGCGAAGACUAGUGGGGUCAAGGGGCCUAAGAAGUCGGUCGGGUCUUUGGGUACGACUACGAAGGCUCGUGGGACGGGAGUGAAGGUUACGAAUGCCAAAAGGGGAAAGGCGAAGUCGAUAAUGGCCAAGCAAGGUGCUAGUAUGGGUAAUCAUCCGAAUUCGAGCCCGGCCGCGGCGAGAGGACGUGGACGUGGACGUGGACGUGGACGUGGACGCGGUGCCAAGGCCGUCGUAGGGAAGAGAGCGGCGACGGGCACUGGUACUGCUACGAAAGUUGGUUCAUCGGCCAAGGAAACUGCGGCGAAGAAUGACAAAGCGAAAAAGGUCGAGGCUGUGCCGGCGCAGGAAGUCGUACCGCAAGCGACGACGAGUGCCGCUCCGGCAGUGACGACGAUAGCGGCAACUCCAGCAGCGGUGGAACAACCUCUCGCCGUUGCAGAGACAGAGAUGCAAACCCAAGGGCGUAGCAAGCGAGCUCGACGCGUCGAACCGGGUCGUUAUGCCGAACCGGCUUCGCCUCCGCCGAAGAAGAUGAAGCUGGGCAAGGGACCGAAGAAGGGGAGGAAGCGCAAGUUUGAUGAUGAUGAGGAUGAUGAGGAAAAGAAGCGUUAUGUGAGUGUGUGCACGAACGAUGAGGGGGGGUUUUCGGUUCGAUCAUAGGACUGAUCGAGGGAUCUCUUGUUGUCGACAGGUCUGCAAUCAACCGGGGUGCGACAAGUCGUUCGCGAGAAACUUCAACUUGAACGCCCACCUCGACACCCAUCGAGGUAUUCGUGAUUGUGAGUCUAUCGAUGCUGGCCUUUCCUCCCGUUGAUGUAUCGAGCCUUUUGACUCUUGAGCUGACCUGGAUUGUGGAUGGCUAAAAAAUGCAUCAGACGCCUGCCACGAAUGCGGCAAGCUCUUCUCGCGGCGCCACGACUGCACGCGCCACUGCGUCGCCGUGCACAACGUCGAUCGCGAAACGGGUAAACUAGAAGUGCUUCGCGUGACGCCCGAACGAGCGCCGCAUCAGAAACCGGGCGUGCAGAGGCAGCCGUCCCCUUUUGCGACGAGUGCGGCGUGGGCGAAUAGUGGGUUGGCCGCGGCGCGGGCGAGUGGGGCGGGCGUGAGGAAGAGGAAGAGUAAUAAUGCCUUGAACGAGGGGAAGGACGGAGCUCCGAAGGCCAAGAAGGGGAAGAAGGUGGCGGCGAAGGCAAAGGUUAAGGCCAAGACGGGUGGGGGGACGGCGGCGCAGAGGUUCAAGAGGAACGCGCCGAAUGGGCAUGGAUCGCAGGCGGGGUUCAAGACGACGGGGUUGCCGAUUAGGGGGAAGCCGAGGAAAGCCUUGGCUGCUUGA